Emys orbicularis (European pond turtle) is the source of this 1409-nucleotide messenger RNA. Its product is annotated as beta-1,3-galactosyl-O-glycosyl-glycoprotein beta-1,6-N-acetylglucosaminyltransferase 7-like. The record is from RefSeq and is a predicted model, not a curated record. NCBI's taxonomy places the organism in Eukaryota, Metazoa, Chordata, Testudines, Emydidae. The transcript is spliced from 3 exons. Gene Ontology annotation, molecular function: acetylglucosaminyltransferase activity. Gene Ontology annotation, cellular component: membrane. The coding region runs from base 38 to 1336 and encodes 432 amino acids.
GAACUAUGGUCAGAAGAAAGUUUCUAGAGAGCAAAAAAUGAACCAACUUGAUGCAACAAAAUCAGGAUUUUUAGUGUGCAUUGGCCUCUGUAUUUUCAUCUUCACUUUUAUCUAUGUAAGAAACACAUUUUCUAAGGUACCAAGUGAACAAAAAUCCUUCCCAGAUACAGCAGAAUGUGGUGUUUAUCCAGAUGAACUUUGUUCAGCGCUUUUUGAGGGGAAAAGUGCUGCACCUCAAAUUGGAAAUGUGUGUCAGAUUAUUCACCAACCUGAAAUGCCUGACUGCAUACGGACUCCAUGCAAUUGCUCUACAGUCUUGAAGAGUCUGCAUUUUAUAACAAGACCACUAUCUGAAGAAGAAGGAAACUUCUCCUUGGCAUACAUCAUCACAAUUCACAAGGAGUUAGAAAUGUUUGUGAAGCUACUCAGAGCCAUUUAUCUGCCUCAGAAUGUUUAUUGCAUACACAUAGAUGAAAAGUCACCACAGGAUUACAAAACUGCAGUGCAAAACCUAGUUAACUGCUUUGAAAACAUUUUUAUUUCAUCAAAAAGAGAAAAUGUUGUUUAUGCAGGAUUUUCAAGAUUACAAGCUGAUAUUAAUUGUAUGAAGGACUUAGUUAAUGCCAAAACUCAAUGGAAUUAUGUUAUUAAUCUGUGUGGCCAGGAUUAUCCCAUCAAAACAAACAAAGAAAUUAUACAGUACAUCAAAAGUAAAUGGAAUGAUAAAAAUAUUACUCCUGGGGUGGUCCAACCUCCUCAUAUGAAACAUAGGACGCAUCUUAGUUACAAAGAAUAUGUACAUUCAGGAACAUCCUACGUGUAUCCAACCAAGAAUAUGAAAGAUGAUCCUCCACAUAACUUAACUAUAUAUUUUGGUACUGCUUACUAUGUACUCACUAGAAAGUUUGUGGAGUUUACACUGACCGAUGUACGUGCAAAAGAUUUGCUUGAAUGGUCAAAGGACACAUACAGUCCAGAUGAGCACUACUGGGUCACACUGAAUCGUUUAAGUGAUGCUCCAGCUGCUACACCAAAUGCACAGUGGGAAGGAAAUAUACGAGCUAUUAAAUGGAAAGAUCAAGAAGGAGUUGCACAUAAUGGCUGCAAAGGUCAUUACAUCCGAGAUAUUUGUGUCUAUGGACUGGGGGAUUUACAGUGGAUCAUUGAAUCACCUAAUUUAUUUGCCAACAAGUUUGAGCCCACAACAUAUCCACUUGUUAUGGACUGCCUAGAGAGACGCUAUAGGCUUAAAGUACUGCAGCAAGCUGAAGUCCCACUAGAAGCCCACUGGCAUUUUCAGGAAAGUAACUAUUUUAAUAUGAAGUUGAAUGUUUGAGCCUACUGAACAUCUAAAAUAUUGAGGAGAAAGAAUGGGAAGAAAUUAGCAACAUGUCUUUUAAAAGUGCAGA